Laccaria bicolor S238N-H82 is the source of this 545-nucleotide messenger RNA. RefSeq lists its product as uncharacterized. The record is from RefSeq and is a predicted model, not a curated record. The transcript is spliced from 4 exons. NCBI's taxonomy places the organism in Eukaryota, Fungi, Basidiomycota, Agaricomycetes, Agaricales, Hydnangiaceae. The coding region runs from base 34 to 402 and encodes 122 amino acids.
AUUCUAUCCCAUUAUCGACCAUUACCUGUACCAAUGCCCACCAUCGAGAACCCAGAUACCGGCCUCUUUGCGACUGCGCCUGCCAUACUUGGAGGCGCUAUCCAAUUCAGUCCCCCAACCGGCGAAGCGAAUCAACAAUGGUUAAUUCCCGAUCUGGUGGGGGUCACAUCCAUACAGAGCGCCGGCCCCGGACCCUUUGCCUGGGUUCCGGGGGCGGCUGUAGCCGGCGCGAAUGUCGUCACGAAUCUAGCGGCAUUUAAUUGGUUCAUCACCCCGGUUGCUGGUGGCGGAAACACUAUUCGGACCAACAAUGCUGCAGCGUUGUUCUGGGGGGCACCUGUUGCCGGCGAGGGGGUUCCUCUCGUCCCAGCUGCUAAUGCAGCUCAAUUCAUUUUCGCCUAAGUCUGAAUCAAAUCAAAUCCCACUGAACUCGUGUGCCGACUGUUUGGAUUGUGAAUCGAGUUUGUUAUGGACAACAUUGUAUUUCAUUAUGUUCCGAGUCGAAUGAACCUUGAAUGAACCAAGCAUUGAUUUGAGUAUGAUUU